Molecule: messenger RNA, 864 nt
Organism: Penicillium malachiteum
Lineage: Eukaryota; Fungi; Ascomycota; Eurotiomycetes; Eurotiales; Aspergillaceae
Exons: 6
Coding region: 1-864 (287 amino acids)
Source: RefSeq, a predicted model, not a curated record
AUGCUGCCAGAAAGUAUACAGAAAAAGCUCGCAGAGGGAAACGCUCGUGCUGCGUCACGUGGGUUCACCCUUGACUACCAGAACGAGCGAGAACAAGAAGAAAAUACCAUUUGCCAUAAGGAGCUCGCACCCGCUACGCUCCAAAAUUACGAGAAUACUGCAUUGAACUGGAUAUUAUGGAGGCUAUCCCGCAACGAAGCAGCCAACGCUAAUUUCGGGAAAGAGGAGCCUGAUCCCACCCCGCAACUCCUCAAGUCCUUUGCGGAAUACUUUAUUGCUACAAGGAAAGAUUUACCUUCACAGAAGACGGCCUGUCAGAAUUUUAUCAAUUUCACUUCAAGAUGGGAGCGGGAAACUUCUCGUUCUCUACCAAACCAAGACGGCGCCAUCAAGACGACAAAUAUCUAUAAAGAGUACUUAAUUCUGGGACUUAAUUUUGUUUUCUGGGUCAUUGUAUAUGGGGUCGCCGAUGGUGCCUUUAAGGGGCUUAACACUGUCGCGGACGUUCUUGUAGUAAGACCCCUAGAAGGAAGGGAAUCAUAUAUGAUUAAGUGGGUUGAGUGCAAAAAAGACCUUCCAUUCUUUAGAAUGGUGACUCCAGAGGGGCCUUCUCCCAAUAGAUCUAUUCUUAAAUCUUUAGACAUCCAAGCUCUUAUUCAUGAUCUGGAGCCUGAUUACAAAUAUCGUAACAUAGAGCAAAGUAUGGCUCACUAUCAGGACCUUAAUACCCCACAGAAACUGGACACGGCCGCCAUCGCUUGGAAUUCCGCUUAUAACAUAUAUGUCGCUGGCAAUGAAUUCACCGAACGGGAUAGAACAUUGUUGUUCGGGAUCUUCGAGAAAUAUCUUCCAGAGCGUAUAUAA